Molecule: messenger RNA, 4311 nt
Organism: Myripristis murdjan (pinecone soldierfish)
Lineage: Eukaryota; Metazoa; Chordata; Actinopteri; Holocentriformes; Holocentridae
Gene: rapgefl1
Product: Rap guanine nucleotide exchange factor (GEF)-like 1
Exons: 17
Coding region: 986-3181 (731 amino acids)
Biological process (GO): Ras protein signal transduction
Cellular component (GO): plasma membrane
Molecular function (GO): guanyl-nucleotide exchange factor activity
Source: RefSeq, a predicted model, not a curated record
UGUGCGCUUGGCUGCCUGUGUGUGUUGUUGUUGUUGUGUGUGUGUGUGUGUGUGUAUGUUACGAGUCACUUCUCAUUCCACUAAUUUGGCAGAAGAGAGAGAGAGAGAGAGAGAGAGAGAGAGAGAGAGAGAGAGAGAGAGAGAGAGAGAGAGACACGGAGGACUGGCAGGCGGACGGCGGGGCCAUUUGGCGAGCCUCUGCGGUAUCUGGCGACCUGGAAAGCGGGACGCUGCCGCCGCUUCUUGCGCUCCGAGCAGCGGAGGGGAGACCUGCGGCGGACGGACAAACCGGGACGGCUGCAUUUUUUUUUUCAUUUCACAUUUCUCCCGAACAAAAACCCGAUCAUCCGCCGAGGCGCGUUUCGCUUCGUGCAGCCCAACCCGUCGCUUCUACCAUCGUGGUGCGUUUGCGCUCCGCGGAGACUCGCUGUAAUCUGCUCCUACAGGGACGAUCGGCGCUAUACUGAGUUGAUAACGACCUCUUUUUUAAAUAUAUAUAUUUACCUCACUAUAACACAGACUUCAGUGGAUUACUACGGAGCGCGUACCGGAAGAGGAGAGGUGCACCGACCGUCCUGCUCGGGAUUUGGUGUUGCUUUUUUGAACAUAUAUAUAUAUUUUUAAUAGCCUACACAGGGACCGUGCACUCAUCCCCGGAGCCGAGCCGUCUGCAAAGCGGCUGAACCCGGGAAGGAGGACUGCAACACCGGCAGCUGGGGCUCGGCGGCUCGGCGUGUGGAGCAGGUUGCAGGUUUUUGGUUUUAUUACAACGGGAGAGCUGCUGAAACCCUCGUCUGGACGUGCAGGGAAGAGAGAGAGAGAGGGAGAGAGGCUGAGGGUCUCUGCCUCCCACACGCCCCCCUCCUCCAUCCCACCCCGCCUCCCACUCCUCCUCCUCCUCCUCCUCCUCCUAAAUCUCUUUUUCAGCUCCACAAAUGGGUUAAAACCUCUCCCUCUCCCCUUCCAAACCAGCCACCCGGACCGAAUGCGAGCCUGGAGCAGCCCCUCACGCCUGCACCACCCGCCCUGCAGCCUCUAUAUGAUCAUCAGCCGUUUGCAGCCUCGCUCCGGCGCCCACCACCGUCCCUCCACCAUGCCGGCGGGGAUGAAACCGCUGGAGAAGUUCCUGAAGAAGCAGACGACGGCGCUGACCCGGGCCGGGGGCUUCGGCGGGGCGGAUAAGGCCGGAGGGACCGGGGCAUCACGCCGGCGGGCUAGCCUGUCUCGGGUCGUCCCGUUCUUCAGGGAGACCUCGCCGGAGAGCGGCCAGGCCCGGGAGGUGUUCAGCCCCGACAGCGAGGAUCCCCCCUCCUGGCCCUCGGCCACGGGGCCGCCCAGCACCGCUAACGCCAACGGCUCCAGCUCAGGAGGAGGAGACGUCCGCAGCCCGUCCCUGUCCAGCGACGAGCAGAGCUCCGAGGCCAGCCUGAUCACCGAGACCAGCAGCGGAGGAGGAGGAGGGGGAGGAGGAGGAGGAGGAGGAGGAGGAGGAGGAGGAGGAGGCUGGACUCCUCUUAAUGCCGACACACCUGACAACCUGACUCUGGCCCUGCUGGACAGUGUGGCCGGGAAACGCUACGGACACUGUACAGAAACCCUGCUGGAUGACUUCAUGUUGACACAUCCCAUUUUCCUGACGGCCGACAGGUUCCAGCAAGUUCUACUGCAGCAGUUUUCUCUGGAGACGGAGGGGAAGGACGGGGGAGUGGAGGCGGGGACGGAGGGGGGAAGAGGAGGAGGAGGAGGUGGAGGAGGAGGUGGAGAGGAAGGAGGUGAUGGGGAAGAAGAAGGUGAGGGGGGCGGCUGGCCGGGCGGGCUGGACGGAGCGGAGAGGAAGCAGGCGGUGCUGAGCAUCGCUUUCCGCUACCUGGACACCUACAGAGAGCUGCUGCAGGAGGAGGGAGACCGCAGCAACAGCUUCCCCAAGGAGCUGUACCUGUGUGCCGUGCAGGAGCUGAGUCGUUACCCCGAGCUGGUCGAGGACGUCCUGAAGCUGCAGAGAUGGACCGAGAUCCUGCACUGCCCGUCAGACGAGGAGAAGGAGAGCAGGAAGAAGCAGGUCCGUCCGCUGUUCAGACACUUCAGACGCAUCGACGCCUGCCUGCAGCCCAGAGAGGCGUUCAGGGGCUCCGACGAGAUCUUCUGCAGGGUGUACACUCCGGAUCAUUCCUACGUGACGAUCCGCAGUCGCCUGUCCUGUCGGGUCGGAGAGAUCCUGGCUCUGGUCCGGGAGAAGCUGCAGUACAGCGAGGAGCAGCCAGCGCUGCCGGGGAACCUCAUCCUGGUGGCCGUCACGUCAGCCGGAGAAAAGGCAGUGUUUCGGCCCAGUGACGAGGCCGUGUUCACCACGCUGGGAGUCAACACACACCUGUUCGCCUGUGAACCGUCUGAACUGGACUCACUGCUCCCUCUCCCUGAGGAGAUCCACUGGACGCCAGGCGACAGCAAAUUACACGACAUGUCGGCGGAGGAAGUGGCCAAUCAGCUGGUGGUGUUCGACUGGGAGCUGUUCAGCUGCGUGCACGAGGUGGAGUUUGUGUGCUACGUGUUUCAUGGCGAGCAGGCACGCUGGCGCCCCCUGAACCUGGAGCUGGUACUGCAGCGCUGCAGCGAGGUGCAGCACUGGGUCGCCACGGAGAUCCUGCAGUGCCAGUCGCUGCCCAAGAGGAUCCAGCUGCUGCGCAAGUUCAUCAAGAUCGCCGCGCUCUGUAAGCAGCAGCAGGACUUGCUGUCGUUCCUCGCUGUGGUUUUGGGGCUGGAUAACCCUGCUGUGAGCCGCCUGCGCCUCACCUGGGAGGGUCUGCCGGGGAAGUUCAGGAAGCAGUUUCAGCAGUUUGAAAGCACUGCGGACCCCUCCAGGAACCACAAGUCCUACAGAGACCUGAUGAGCAGCCUGAGACCCCCAUUGAUCCCCUUCACACCCCUGCUGCUGAAAGACUUGACGUUCCUCCAUGAGAGCUGCAAGACGUUUCACGGCGAGCUCGUCAACUUUGAGAAGAUGCAUAAAGUGGCAGAGAUGGUGAGGACGAUAAGACGCUACCGGAGCACGCAACUAGCCAUGGAAACGGAGCCCUCCCCCUCCCACCUCCAGACCAAGGCCUACGUCCGCCAGUUACAGGUGAUCGACAACCAGAACCUGCUGUUCGAGAUGUCCUGCAAGCUGGAGCCCAAAGACAUGUAGAGAGAGGAGAGAGAGAAGGAGAGAGAGAGAGAUGGAGAGAAGGAGAGAGGGAGAAAGAGGGGGAGGUAUCUGGAAAGAGAGGAAGAGAUGGGAUGGAUUGACAAGAAGGGGGAGAAAGGCGGUCAUGUUCUUCAAGAUACUGCUGUCCAAAGACAAUAAUACAAGGAGUGACGAGGAGAGAGAGAGAGAGAGAGGGAGAGACGGAGAGAGAGAGAGAGAGAGAGAGAAGGAGGUCCGGGGAGGUGAAGGAGCAUCACAUUGGACAUGGUUUCUCCUCCUCCUCGUGCUGUAUCUGGAACCCAAAGACAUUUCGACGAAGGGGAGCAUCAAACUGGACGACUCCUCUCCUCCACGCCUCAUCUUUUCUUACGCCGCUCUCUCUCUCUCUCUCUUACACUCCUCCUCCUCCUCCCUCCUUCACCUCCUCCUCUGUCAGCAGCUGUCCAGUCUCAUCACUGCCAGUCUGUCUGCCUGCCUCAUUCCCUGUUUGCCGGUAAACCCCAGCUGCGAUUAGGACAGACGGACGGACGGAUGGAAACGCGGUCGAGAGUUUGAGCGACCGUUUUCGGCGGGUCGGACUGAAGCCCCGCCUCCACGUCGCAGCCGGGCCGGGCGUGGCGUGUCGGCCUGGGAAGCUCAAAGGAUCCAGGAGGCGACGGCGGCCGGCGCUCUUAAAAGCCUCAGCCGCAAAUCAUCUUGAGUUUCCUGCUUUUUUUUUUCAAAAGCUGCUAGUCGUCUCCACGGCAGGAAUGUUUUUCCGGGGCUGCUUGAGGUUUUCCAGAACCUCCAGCGAAAAUAUGUUCUCGUUAUCGAACUUUUAAGUCUCCGCGGCGUUGUCUCGUUGAAUCGUCCCGGAAGCGCCCGAGACCUUCGCCAGAUCAAGAAUAAAUAUACAAACCUUGAAAUGUGUCUAAAAUUCAGCCGAGGGGCGACAGGCUGUUGCAGAACGUUUUUGUCUCUGGUUCGGCCGUGAUCACAUAGGAGCCAUUUUUUUCUUUCUAAUAACCGGUGAGCAAAGCAGCCGUGAGCGUUGCCGUAGGAACGGAGAGGUCAAAGGCUGUAAGAGGUGUCGCGUCUUUCUUGUUUCUGAUUGGUGUGAUUAUCUCGGUUUAAAAAAAAAAAGAAAAAAA